Molecule: messenger RNA, 4503 nt
Organism: Hansenula anomala
Lineage: Eukaryota; Fungi; Ascomycota; Saccharomycetes; Phaffomycetales; Wickerhamomycetaceae
Exons: 1
Coding region: 237-4253 (1338 amino acids)
Biological process (GO): transmembrane transport
Cellular component (GO): plasma membrane
Molecular function (GO): ATP binding; ABC-type xenobiotic transporter activity; ATP hydrolysis activity
Source: RefSeq, a predicted model, not a curated record
UGACAGUUGUAAAACCCGAGUAGGGCCGUCGAAAAUUUUCCCUAUCAGUGUGGUUUGUGUCCGUUAAAUGCUUGACUAACAAUAGCAAAAAUCAACAGUUUUUCCAUAUGAUAUUUCAUACUUCAAGGUACCAACUUUCAUGUUGUAUAUAUAUAAGUUGACAAGCCACAGAUCAGAUCACUCUUAAAUUCAAGUUACAGACUGAAUUACUAUAGCAACCUUUUCUGUUUGUUAAUAUGCCACUCUUUGAUCGGUUUUCAAAAAGGUCUACUGUUGAUGUCAAUUUGAAAGAGCAGAGUACAAUAACAGCAGAGUCUGAUUCAGCCCAAGCUGAGCUAGAAGCUCCAGUGCUGUUGAAGAAAACAUCUCCUUUAAUCACAUUUAUCUUUGGAAAAAAAGUACCCCCUAUACCUGAGAAAAGAGAACCAUAUCCAUUUGUUAAUGCUAACAUAUUUUCACAAUUGACAUUUUCUUGGAUCUCUGACAUGAUUAAAAGAGGUUACUAUAGAAGAGUUGAAGAUGAAGAUCUCUAUUAUUUAGUUGGGGAUUUGACUAUUGAAGAAAUGUGCAAAAAGUUUGAAGCCAACAUGGAUAGAAGAAUACUGGAAUGGAAAAAGAAAAAACAAUCACAACCUGAGGAGCGUUUCACAAAAUAUUUGGUAUUGAGAGCUCUAAAUGAUACAUUUUUUAAAACCUAUUGGAGUGCUGGUGCAUUCAGAGUUUUAUGUGACACUUCUCAAGUUUUAAACCCGCUAUUGGUUCGUGAAUUAGUGAAACAUGUCAAUGCUCAACAAACAGAUCCAACGUUAGGACCUGGUAAAGCUAUUGGUUAUUGUAUCGGUAUAUCCCUUCUUUUGAUUGUUAGCUCACUUGGUAAUUGCAACUGUUUGCACCUAGGAAUGCUAUCUGGUGCCCAAGCUAAAGCAUUGUUGACAAACCUGUGUUACAAGAAGAGUUUCAAGCUAAGUGCAAAGGGAAACUCGGAAUUUCCAAAAGGGAAAGUCAAUAGUUUAGUGAUGACAGAUCUAGCAAGAAUAGAUAUGGCACUUGGUGUGAUUCAUUUUCUUUGGUCGUUCAUUAUCGCUUUGAUUAUUGCUAUAGUGAUUUUAUUGGUCUUGGUAGGCGCCCCUGCCCUUGUUGGUAUUGCAACAUGCUUUGUUAUUAUUGGUUAUAUCUUUGUUGCAAAUAAAUACUUGAAAAGCUUGAGAAGAAAGACUAUUGCAUUUGUUGACAAUAGGGUUGGCGGUGUAAGAGAGGUCGUGAAUGCUAUGAAAAUGAUCAAGCUUUAUUGUUGGGAGGUUCCUUACUUCAAGAUCAUUGAGAAGUAUAGAAAUGAUGAGAAAAAACAUCUUUUAAAAAUGAACCUUUUCAAAGCUUCCAUGUUUUCUUUGAUGACUUCUACUGGUGUUUUGGCCACUAUGUUUACAUUUUUAACCAUGUAUGGGGUUGGGAAAAAUUUCAAGUCGUAUAACAUUUUUUCCUCAGUUGCUCUAUUCAAUUCAUUAAGACAACCCUUAACAGUUUUGCCAUCAGCUACGGCGUAUGUUAUUGAUGGAAGUAUUGCACUCGACAGAAUUACAGCCUUUCUACAAGCUGAUGAGAAAGAGGAAUACGUUGAACAUCAUGAGAUUCAAGAGUCGGAAAAUUCAAUUGAAGUUGAAAAGGCAACAUUUGGAUGGGACUUGGAUGGUGAAGUCGCCAAGCAGGAGAUAUUGAAAGAUAUUAGUCUCAGCAUCAAGAGAGGUGAGUUUGUGGUGAUCACAGGUGCUGUUGGUACUGGGAAAUCUUCAUUAUUGAGUGCCAUCCACGGUAUGAUGAUCAAGUAUCUUGGUUCUGUCAAAGUAUACGGGUCACAGUCUUUUUGUUCGGCACCUUGGAUUCAAAAUGAAACAAUUAGAGAAAACAUUUUAUUCGGAAACACCUUUGACCAUAAAAAGUAUAGUCGUGUCAUCAAAGCUUGCUCACUCGAAGAUGAUUUCGCAAUGUUCACUCAUGGUGAUUUCACAGAGGUUGGUGAAAGAGGUAUUACACUUUCUGGGGGCCAAAAGGCAAGAGUCAGUUUAGCCAGGGCUGUCUAUACAAAUUCAGAUAUUAUUUUACUGGAUGAUGUUCUUAGUGCGGUUGAUGCAAGAGUUGGUAAACAUAUCAUGGAUGAUUUAAUUUGUGGUUACAUCAAGGACAAGACAAGAGUUUUGGCCACUCACCAACUAUCAUUGAUUCAAUCUGCCGAUAGAAUCAUUUUCUUGGAUGGUUCUGGUGGUAUAGAUGUCGGAACAGAAGAUGAACUUUUAUCAAGAAAUAACGAUUUCAUAAACCUUAUGAAGUUUAGUUCUGAGAAAGAAGGCGCAGAAGAGGAGCUAGAAGAUCCACAAGAAGUUGGUGAUACAAUCAAAAAGAUUUCCACAAUAAUUAGCGCCAAAGAAGAUGUUGGUGGUGAUGAACAGAAGAAACACAAAAUCAUAGAAGAAGAAUUUAGAAGUGCAAAAUCAAUCUCAUGGGAGGUCUAUUACAACUACUUUAGUCUAGGAGCUGGGAGGUUUUAUUUUAUCGUUUUACCUAUAUUUGGGCUGUCUUGUAUCCUGAAUGGAUUUCUUUUUGCAUUCAAUUCUGUUUGGUUAAGUUUUUGGGUUUCAGACAAGUUUGGCUUUUCAUCACACGUUUACGCUGGGUUAUAUGCCAUGUUUUGCGUACUUGCAGCGCUAGCUAAUGUUUCGAUGCUUUUGUUACUUGGUAAACUGAAUAAUGAUGCUGGUUUGAGGCUAUUUAUUCUAGCUUUACAGAAAGUUUUGAGAACACCAAUGAGUUUCAUGGAUACAACGCCGAUUGGUAGAAUCUUGAACAGAUUCACAAAAGAUACAGAUACACUUGAUUCCAAUAUAGCGGACCAGUUGAGUAUUUUUGCCAUGGGUUCAAUUUCAGUUUGCAGUACAUUUAUCUUGUGUGGUAUUUACAUCCCAUAUUUAUUCAUUGCUUAUCCUUUCAUUGGCUUCUUUUAUAUUUCUCUGUCCAAUUACUAUCAAACAUCAGCGCUAGAUAUAAAAAGGCUUGAAGCAAUCAAUAGAUCUAACGUGUUCAGUCAUUUUAAUGAAACUUUAUCAGGAAUGUCCACAAUAAAAUCAUAUGGAUCAGUCAAAAGAUUUUCAGAAAGAUUUGAAUAUUUAAUUGAUAAAAUGGAUAUGGCUUACUUCCCUACUUUGGCAAAUCAGAGAUGGCUGGCUGUGAGAUUGGACUUUACAGCUUCUGGUGUUUCACUGCUGGUUUCGCUUUUAUGUGUGUGUGGAGUUUUCAACCUAGGAUCAUCAUCUACUGGUUUACUGAUCUCUUAUGUUAUGCAAAUUGCAUCCAUUGUUUCAAUGUUGAUGAGAUCCAAGACUCAAAUUGAAAAUGACAUGAACUCUUGUGAAAGAUUGUAUGAAUAUGCAUAUCAAUUGCCUCAAGAAGCAGCUCCUUUAAUUACACCAGGCCCCAAACCAACAUGGCCCGAACAAGGAUCAAUUGAAUUUGAAAACGCUAGUCUCAGGUAUAGAGAUAACCUACCACUGGUUUUGAAAAACGUUACUUUCAAUGUUGCUCCUGGUGAGAAGAUUGGGAUUGUUGGUAGAACCGGUGCUGGUAAGUCAACUAUAAUGAAUGCAUUAUUCAGAAUCAAUGAGCUUGCUACGGGGAAAGUGCAAAUUGAUGGUAUUGAUAUAUCUACAUUAGGUUUAGAUCAACUAAGAUCUAAAAUGUCAAUUAUUCCUCAAGAUCCAGUUUUAUUUAAAGGGUCGGUCAGACAGAACUUGGACCCAUUCAAUUCUUAUAAUGAUGUUGAGCUAUGGGAUGCCUUGAAAAGAUCAUGGUUGAUUGAAAAAGAUAGUGAAUUGACACUAGAUGCUAAUGAAACAAUGCACAAGUUCCACCUUGAUCAACACAUUAAGGACGAAGGGGAAAAUUUUUCUUUAGGAGAACGUCAAUUGAUUGCACUUGCCAGAGCUUUGGUGAGAAAUACAAAGAUUUUGGUCAUGGAUGAAGCUACUUCAAGUGUUGAUUAUGAAACAGACUCAAAAAUUCAGUCAACCAUUGCAAAUGAGUUUUCCCAAUGUACUAUUCUAUGUAUUGCACAUAGACUGAGAACAAUCUUGAAAUAUGAUAGGAUUCUUGUUCUUGACCAUGGUGAGGUGAAAGAAUUUGACACACCGUUUAAUCUAUUCAAACAAAAUGGAAUUUUCACUGAUAUGUGUCAAAGAUCUAAUAUAAUUGAGGCUGAUUUUUAAGCCGACUUAAAUGAAUAGAAACCCAUACCAUUAAUAUUUAUAGCGUACUUAAUGAUUAAUAACUUGCAUAUGUUUAAAGAGCUUUAAGUAGAAGUACCUAUUGUUUGUAGAAGAGACGUUUGGCAUGUUUUUGGCCCGGUGCUCUUUGGUAAAAUCACCCAGAUUUUGUCAAAUCUUACACCAGCGUUCAUCCUUAACUAAAGUACACACAGCACAACUAGACCAAGAAAGCUUAUACUACAAACGAAUU